This is a messenger RNA of Ruditapes philippinarum (Manila clam), 5089 nucleotides long. Its product is annotated as cohesin subunit SA-1-like. The record is from RefSeq and is a predicted model, not a curated record. NCBI's taxonomy places the organism in Eukaryota, Metazoa, Mollusca, Bivalvia, Venerida, Veneridae. The transcript has 27 exons. Gene Ontology annotation, molecular function: chromatin binding. The coding region runs from base 113 to 3505 and encodes 1130 amino acids. Gene Ontology annotation, cellular component: chromatin; cohesin complex; nucleus. Gene Ontology annotation, biological process: sister chromatid cohesion.
CAAUUACGCAUUUUGCAUUAGUGUCGCUGAUUAAACUUUAUUGUCACGUGAUAUAAACUUCCGGUUUUUGGAAAAUAAAUUAUUCCCGCCAAGUUACAGUAUUUUGUGACUGAUGAUGCCUGGGGUACGACCCAGGAGAGCUGCCCAUGAUGCAGUACAAAGUAUGGCAGAGCCUGGAUCUGAAUUAUCCAUGGACAAUGAUCAUGAUAAUGACAGUGAUGAGGAAAUGGCAGUUGUACGUCCUCUGACCAGCGGCCGUGGCAGGAAAAAGAAAACUGAUGGAACUACGGUAUCAAGACGUGGUAGAGGUGGUGGUAGGGGUAGAGGUCGUGUAGCUGCUCACGUUGAAGAGGAAGAAGGUGGCGGAUCUUUGUUUGAGAUAGUCAAGGCAGGGAGGGCUUCUCUACAGACUGUUGUGGAUGAUUGGAUAGAGAACUAUAAAUCCGACAGAGAUUCUUCGUUACUUGAGCUUAUACAGUUCUUCAUACAGUGCUCUGGCUGUAAAGGAAAGAUAACUCCGUUCAUGUAUUCCAACAUGGAACAUGCAGAGAUCAUUAGGAAAAUGACAGAAGAAUUUGAUGAGGACAGUGGAGAUUAUCCCCUCAUUAUGACGGGUCCGUCAUGGAAGAAAUUUAAGCCCAAUUACUGUGAGUUUGUGCAGGUUCUUGUACGACAGUGCCAGUACAGUAUCAUUUAUGACCAGUACAUGAUGGAUAAUGUCAUAUCAUUAUUAACUGGACUUACUGACUCACAGGUCAGAGCUUUCAGACACACAAGCACAUUGGCAGCGAUGAAACUAAUGACGGCCCUCGUAGACGUUGCUUUAAACCUCAGUAUAAAUUUGGACAACACACAGAGACAGUAUGAAGCUGAACGACAGAAAACCAAAAACAAACAAGCCACAGAACGUCUGAAUUUACUCCUAGUCAAACGUCAAGAAUUGGAAGAAAAUCAAGCUGAAAUUAGAAAUAUGCUGACAUACAUUUUUAAAGGAGUAUUUGUCCAUAGAUACAGGGAUACACAGGCGGAGAUCAGGUCAAUCUGUAUGAAGGAGAUUGGAGUAUGGAUGAAGAAAUAUCCCAACAUGUUCCUUGAUGAUGGUUACCUCAAAUAUGUUGGCUGGACUUUAUAUGAUAAGGUUGGGGAUGUAAGACUUGGUUGUCUAAAAGCGUUAUAUCCUUUGUAUGAUACAUCAGAUCUCUGUCAUAAAUUGGAGUACUUCACAAACAGGUUCAAGGAUCGUAUAGUGGAAAUGACACUUGAUAAAGAGACAGAAGUGGCGGUACAAGGUGUAAAAUUAGUCAUCAGUAUUCUAAAUAGUUUUGGUGAUGCAGUGUUGAGUGACAAAGAUUGUGAGAAUGUGUAUGAACUGGUGUAUUCAUCCCAUAGACAGGUUGCGCAAGCAGCUGGAGAGUUUCUGAAUGCCAAGUUGUUCAGACAUGAGGACGAUGAUGCCACUGUUGCUAAAACAGCGAAGGGGAAAAAGAGAAGUCCAAAUACACCUCUCAUCAGAGAUCUGGUUCAAUUCUUCAUUGAAAGUGAGUUACACGAACAUGGAGCAUACCUUGUUGACAGCCUGUGGGAUAUCAAUCCAAUGAUGAAAGAUUGGGAAUGUAUGACUGAUCUACUCCUUGAAGAACCAGGCAAAAAUGAAGAAGCCCUAGAUGACAAGCAGGAAACUAGUUUGAUAGAGAUCAUGGUAUGUUGUGUAAAACAGGCAGCCACUGGUGAAUCCCCUGUUGGUAGAGGGCAUGGUAAACAAAAGUUAACAGCAAAAGAGAAGCAGUCAGUACAAGAUGACAAGACAAAGUUGACAGAACAUUUUAUUUCAGCGCUUCCACAGCUCUUAUUGAAGUACUUGAUGGAUCCAGAGAAAGUUUCUAAUCUACUACAGAUCCCCCAGUACUUUGAUCUAGAAAUUUACACCUCCAGUAGACAGGAAAAGAAUUUAGAGAGCUUAUUGAGAUACUUACAUGAGAUAGUAGAGAAGCAUACUGAUCAGGAAGUACUGGAAUCAUGCUCUAAAUGUUUUGAGUGUUUGUGUGACGAGGCUUACGCUAUCAGUGGUAAAUGUGAUGUUGCCAGAAAAACACUCAUUGACAGCCUGGUGGUGAAAUUCAAAGAAGCAAUGCAGGACUUCUUUGCUGAGGGAGAGCAACCUGAUGAAGAUGAAGUUUAUGCAUUGAUUGCAGCCCUUAAAAGACUGUAUGCUUUCUCAUGUUGUCACGAUCUGAGUUCAUGGGACCUUUGGGAUGACAUGUUCCACAUUGUACGUCUCGCUUCGGAGAAUGUGGAACUGGCCGACGAGAUUGUUAGUAAAGCUCAGACAACCAUACACAUGUUGUUACUGUGGAACUUGCGACUCAUCGAGGAAAACUCUAACCCAGAUUAUGUUCAAACCAUUAAAAAACAUCAAAUGACUUUCAUGAGAUACCUACAUCAGUUGUUAUACCAUAGUAGAGAUAGAAUCAGUGAAGAUGCAUAUGUUACCAUAUGUGACUCACUAAUCAUCUUCAGUAAGAAUUUAGGAGAGAAGGAAAUGUUGCGACCACUUGUAUUUGAACCAGAGAAAAGUUUACAAAACCAGCUGAGCUCAUUUCUAAUGGACAAAGUCUUCCUAGAGGAUGAUGAUGAUGAUGUUGAUGAGAAUAUAAAGAUUGAAGAACUUCACAAGAGAAGAAACUUCCUGGCUUGUUUUUGUAAACUGAUUGUCUAUAAUGUUCUUAAUAUCAAGGUGGCAGCUCCCAUGUUCAAACAUUAUAUGAAGUUUUACAACGAUUAUGGUGACAUCAUAAAGGCGACUAUGAGUAAAGCACGAGAAAUCAACAAAGUUCAUACAGCUAAAACGUUAAUCAUGAGUCUCACACAGUUAUUCAAAGAGCUACAAGAUGAACAAAGGGGCAUGAUAGACAGAUCAUCAGACGCCUUUCAAUCCAUCAAGGAAUUGGCACGAAGAUUCUCACUCUCAUUUGGACUGGACCAGGUUAAGAACAGGGAAGCUGUUGCAGCCAUGCAUAGAGAUGGUAUAUUGUUCAGUAUCAACAAUGUUGACCCUAAUGACCUCAGUAAAGCCCCGCCCAAUAUAUCAUUUCUGGAGGUACUGUGUGAGUUUACCAACAAACUUAUGAAACAGGAUAAGAAGACAGUGUUGAACUAUUUGGACAAACAGUUGGCAGGUGUUCCACCAAUAUCGAGGAACUCGGAAGACUGGCAAGCCCUGCUUACAUAUCGUAACAGCUUGGUACAGGGAGAACAUGAAAUACAUCCUAUCACCCUGAAACAGGCCGCACAGAAACGUUACGGCAAGAAGAGAAAUGUCACCAAUAUUGAUGGAACACUAGCAGAAGAAUCAUCUAACCAAAGUUGGGACACGGCAACCCCAGCACCUGGUCUUGGUAUGCCUCAGCAUCAGUCCACGGCAGUGAAACGACGUAGAAUGGAUGAGGAAAGUGCGUCAGAACAAGGUUCUGAAGCUGAUUUCACAGAAUCUUCUGUGUGGGGAUGAUUACAAUACCAGACUGACCUUGGCUUUGAGUGGAAACCUGCGCUUGUUCAGAACCUACAUUGUAUAUUUUCAGUGUUUUAGGGAUUUAAGUUUAAAACCUAUUAGUCCAUUGGUAUAUAUGAUAACAACUCACAUCUGUGUGUUCAGUGAUAAAAAAGUGCCUUCAUUUUAAAUAGGGAGAGAAAAACUCAGAGUUUUAAACUAUCAUAUUUGAGAAAAAAUCAUAUCCCAAAGAUUUGAUGUGACUAAUGUUCCAUACUUUUGAAAGACAUGCUAGAGACAGAAUUUUCAGUAAAAAAUGAGGAAAAAAGAACUUGAUUAUGGUUUUAUCUGAACAUGGUGAAUAUUGAUUAUAAACCAACAAGUUUGUUAUAUAAGAUGAAAUAGUAAAAUAAAACUGUAAAAAUUGUAAAAUUAUAUUUUAAUCAGUUCCUCAGCUACAAGGCAAUUGUUACCUUUUAUAAACAAUACUCUGGUUAUGAGAAAAUUGACAAUGAGGAAGACUAGGUUAAUUACACCCUUUAAUAAACGUGCUUAAAAUAUGUUUAUACAAUACUAACAUGUCUGUAAAUGACCAACUGUGGCUUAAAUAAGACCAUAUUGUGUGUUAAAAUGUCUCGAAGUUCUUCAGUUUAUUGAUAUCAAGUUGCAAUUACUUACAUUAAAUGUUUUCUUGCUUCAUUAUGAAUAGGUCAUACAUUUCAAAUAUCAUUUCAGAUAAUGUGCCAUGUCACUCCUACAUAGUUUUAAUAUUAAGAUAUCAUUUGCUACAUAGUUAUAAUUAUCACCAACAUCUGUAUCAUUCUACAUUAAACAUUGUGUUCUGGUUUGAUGAUUGGUUUUUUUUUACAUCUUUUAAGGUAGAAAAGCCUUUGACAGGUCAACUUUCACAUCUAUGCAGUCUGACCAGGCACUUGACAUUCCCUAAAUCGAUAAUACACAAUUCUCAAAUUGAAAGUUAGACAAAGCUAUGUAAGAAAUCUUGCAGGAAACUCAAAGGAGUUAAUUUUUAUUGUAAUACUGCACAUUUUAUAACAUCAUUUUUUCAUUGGAUAACUGUGAUGCUUAUACAUGUAUAAUCAAUAUACACAACUCCAGUGGAUUUAGGAAGUAAUUGACAGGAUAUUUGGCUGUUUAUAAACAGUUAUUUGCAAUAUACCCAGUGCCUAACGGCUUGGGUUAUGUAUACUAACAACAAUUUAUAUAGGGCCAUAUAACCUGUUAAAGAUCUUUAACAUGUUAUUUCCAUUUGUUGUAAUUUAAGGAGAAAAUAAAUGAGACUUCAGUUCAGAAUAUAAAGAUCUGAUUUAAAAAAACAGUUUUACUUGUACAUUAAGACUCCACUUCCAUUGUUUUAGUGUCAAUGUUGUGCAUAUUAUAUACUUAGAAAUAGUGUAUGCAUUUGUGUAGCUGAUUGAAAUAGUUUAUAUGUUAUGUAAAUAUUGUAACUUUCUCUAUGUAGAUUGUUUUUGUGAGCAGAACAAAAUUUUAUCAUGUAUUAAAUUUGCAUCAUUUCUCUCUUGUAUGAAGUUUUGCUACUUUGUGUAUUGAGAAAACCAAAAAAAUAAAUUUAUUAAAACAUUC